CGGAGGAGACGUUCGUUUAAGAUUAUUCGUCAAAUUAUUCGUCUUAAUGCAGUUCCGAUCGAGAGCUAAGUUUUCAGCGCUGUCUUGCUUCGAACCGAGCACAUCGUUGCAUUAUGCUACGUAAUCGUUUUAUAAAAUUACUGAAACACGAUUGUUCUGUCCUCGUGCCCGCCCUGCAGUCCAGCUUCGGUACAAGUAAUGUAAUUAAUAAGGAAAAAUCCUGUGGACAGAUUCCCGUGGCUGUUGUUAUAUGCGGUUGCGGCUAUCUAGACGGUACCGAAAUUUCAGAAACGAUCUCCGCGGUGGUACAUUUGUCCCAGAAAAACCUGAAGCCGAUAUUCUACGCUCCAGAAAUAGAUAUUUGCGAAGUCGUAGAUCAUUGUACUAAAGAAAUCGAUUCGGAGAGUUCGCCUAGAAAUGGAUUUGUCGAAGCCGCCAGAUUGGCUAGAUCGGAUAUCAAACCGUUGUGCAAAUGCGAAUCUUGCAGACACGGUGGGCUCGUCAUUCCCGGAGGCUUUGGUGCUGCUAAACUACUGAGCGACUUCGCGAAGAAAGGCGCCGAUUGCACCGUGCAUCCAGAUCUGGAAAAAGUCAUCGAAGAUUUCUCUUGCGACAAGAAACCGAUCGGCGCGAUUUGCAUGGCGAGCGUUCUCGUUGCCAGAGUGCUGCAAGGCGUUAAGAUCACGCUCGGCAAGAAAUCGCCGCCCGAAGAGUGGCCGUACGCGGACGCCAUCGAGAAAGCUAAAAGCAUGGGUGCCAAAGUCGAGUUGAAAGACGUGAGAGGAGUCAGCAGAGACAAAAAGAACAAUGUCUACAGUACACCGGCUUGGAUGUACAAAUGCGCGACUUACGGGGACAUUCACUGCGGUAUCGGAAAGUUAAUCGGCAUGAUGAAGAAAAGUAUUUAUUAGAAUAGCUUUAACCGCGCCGCGAUUCGAUCGCUGGUCGUUUAUGCGUUUGCAGAAACCGUGCAGCCACGCAAUCGUUAAAAUUACAUUCCGUCUAUUUACACGAAAUCUUGUUAUCCGAGUAGAUUCGACUCUCCUUCCCUCUCCUACAAGCUCCAUUGCGAAUAUUGGAAUUCCUAUAAUUUAUGGCUCGAUCAAAUCUGGAAAAACGAGCGAAUAGAAAUGUCAAUAAAAACUAACAGAACCGUGGA
Megalopta genalis is the source of this 1159-nucleotide messenger RNA. Its product is annotated as glutamine amidotransferase-like class 1 domain-containing protein 3, mitochondrial. NCBI's taxonomy places the organism in Eukaryota, Metazoa, Arthropoda, Insecta, Hymenoptera, Halictidae. The record is from RefSeq and is a predicted model, not a curated record.